Messenger RNA from Aspergillus lentulus, 1317 nucleotides. Lineage: Eukaryota; Fungi; Ascomycota; Eurotiomycetes; Eurotiales; Aspergillaceae. The record is from RefSeq and is a predicted model, not a curated record.
AUGAGCAACCACGCACAUCAUGAGGAUAUAAUUUUUUACUCGGGAGCAGAAAAUAUCAGCAAUGGGCUCAAUAUUGGCUUUGCCAACGGGUCCCGGAGCGCGAGGAGUUCUGCUGAAGAUGACGCAUCGUCGCAUUCCAGCAAUCAGCCCAGUCUCACUGCUUCUGCAGGUAUCCAGGAAUCCUGCCUACUACGAUACUUUAUCGAGGAAGUAUCUCCCUGGUUUGAUCACUGUGACAAUCGGAGGCAUUUCCAGUUCGUCGUCCCCUGUCGGGCUCAGCACUGCCCAACUCUUCGAUAUGCUAUAUUUGCAGUAUCAGCCCGACACUUGUGCCGACUGCCUCAAUACAGGACACGCCGCGGGAUUCUAUAUGGUGGGCAGCUACUCCCCCACCUACAAACGUCCAGUGCUGUUGAAUAUAUGCUCAAAUGCAUCCCUGGUCUGGCCGAGUUCCCUAACAUCCAGGACCCGACACACCAAGAGAACAUCAUGGCUGCUGCCGUCAUUCUACGUCAGUACGAGGAGAUGGAAGAAGAGACUCGCGAAGGCAGAGGCAGUGUCGAAGCUGAGUAUUACGAUGACGAACGCGUCAACUUUCUGGCUGUCACUCAAAGGAUCAUUGACUCUAUGAUCGCCUCUCCGCUAGACCAUUCGCUUGCUAGGGCCGCAUAUUGGAUUGUCAUCCGGCAAGAGAUUUAUUAUGCAUUGACAAGGGAGACGGUCCCGCAUUUACGAUUCGAUUCUGACCGUUGGCGCAAUGCUUCAAUCACCAACAAUAUGAUCAUGUUCGUCGGUAAAGUCGCUCAGUGGCGCUGGGGGCAAAAGCGCCCUGAUGAAUGGACACAACUCAAGCUGGAUGAACAGAAACUGGUUCAUGAAUCGCUUGGUCAAAUGGAACCUAUUCUUGAACUCAAGGCAGAUCGAGCUAAAGGCCAGAUAUUUCCGACCGUCUGGUACAGUUUCGAUGUCCAGGCGACGGCAGUACAGCAUUUCCAACUGGCUCAAAUGAUCUUGACUGCUGAAAAUCCUCAACUCGAAAAAGCAAAUCGUGCGGCUCAUCGCAAAGCAGAGGCUCAAGUUCGAUCAAUCAUCUUCAAACUAUGCGGUAUCGCUUUGAAUCACCUACAAGUGCAACCCUGCCUGGUAAACGCAGUCAUUGCUAUUACUCUGUACGGUGAUUACUUUACUGAUCAUGCGGAGCGCGAGGCAUUAGUUGGUAUCAUCAACCGGACAAGAGACUUACAUGUCUGGCAGAUGAAAAAGCCAUAUGAGACUCUGCUACGACGAUGGGAAGAGGCCGACAAUGCAGAGAUAUGA